Messenger RNA from Thlaspi arvense, 1281 nucleotides. NCBI's taxonomy places the organism in Eukaryota, Viridiplantae, Streptophyta, Magnoliopsida, Brassicales, Brassicaceae. The record is from the annotation of a GenBank genome assembly.
AUGGAGAACGUUUGGGAAGCUAUGCAAAAUCUUAGUCUUGGCGGUGAAAGUCGCCUCCUGCAACCAAUCUCUGCUGAUGCCCGAAGAGUUCGUUCCGAUAAUAACAGGUUAAGUCUGAUUGCCCUAGGUCUUAACCCAACUCAUCAAAAACCUGUCGAUCUGAAGAUUCUACUUCUGAAAGCUUGGAAAUUGAAAGGUAAACUCACAAGCCGAAUCAAUAAUGAUGGUACUGUCCAAUUCUAUUUUAAAGCGGAACAUCACCUGAUGAACAUUUUGGAGCAUGGUCCUUGGCACUGUAAUAACUGGAUGGUCGCUAUUGAUCGAUGGAUUCGAAGAUUCGAGCCUGACUUCCUUCAACCGAUUUCGUUUUGGGUUAAAAUUUUGCAUAUUCCAGAGGAUUUUCGCUCUGAAACCAUCAUUCAUGAGGUGGGUGAUAUAUUGGGCGUCAUCGAUGAAAUUCAAAUCACUGAAGCUUCUGUAGAUGGUGAUAGUGAAGUGUGGAUUCACGUGCAUAAGAAUAUCCAGGAUCGGCUGAUCUUCAUUCGAUAUAUGGAGUUCAAAACAGGACACUCUACCAUGGUCCGUUUUAUCUAUAAGAAGUUGCGCAAGUUCUGUUUUAGGUGUGGAGCACUCACGCAUAGUGACUCUACUUGUCAAUAUGAAGGAGAAGUUUAUUAUCGACAACAUAUUGUGGACAAUGUUUCUAACAUUUCUAUGCCUUUGCAACAGCAGCCCGAUGCUGAGUUAUCUCAAUCGGGUGUUGGGUCCUCUGAUGCUGCACACCAUUUACAUCACUCACCCCUUCAUGAAAAUGUUGAGGGAGAUAAUACUAUGGUAGAAACGGUGGAAUCAAAUGCUCAUAUAGAAGAGCCUUCGCCGAUCCCAGGUUCAGUGCAAGCUGACUUUCAGUUUCGUCAACCCCCAGUUCCUUUUAUCCCAGGUUCCUCACCACCUGUUGAUCUAGAUGCCAUUCGAGGAACAAAGCGCACCGGCGGUGGUCUAGCAAUUUUCUGGGACAAUCAUGUUCAGCUAGACCUUUGUCAUCAUUCUCUCAAUUUUACUGAUGUUUAUAUCAGAGAUGGAGUUUCUAAUUACUGCAUCAGUUAUGUUUAUGGUCCCCCUUAUCAGCGUCUACGACAAGCUCUUUGGAAACAAAUGCAGAGUAGCGCACCUCAGUAUCAUGUCACCCCUCGAUUGGUCUUAGGGGAUUUCAACAUCAGAUCUAACGAUGAGAAAACUGGAGGUCCUUUACGAUAUGAAUCCAGUAUUGCCAUCUUCUGA